This is a messenger RNA of Populus trichocarpa (black cottonwood), 1009 nucleotides long. RefSeq lists its product as uncharacterized. Bases 269 to 754 code for a protein of 161 amino acids. The record is from RefSeq and is a predicted model, not a curated record. NCBI's taxonomy places the organism in Eukaryota, Viridiplantae, Streptophyta, Magnoliopsida, Malpighiales, Salicaceae. Gene Ontology annotation, molecular function: RNA binding. The transcript has 8 exons. Gene Ontology annotation, cellular component: cytosol.
AAAACAGACACAAUAAAAAGUUCCCCUCCACCACACGCUGGUCCAAGUUUUCUCCUCUAGGGUUUUGCCUUUGGAACCCAUCCAUCCAUCCAUCCAUCCAUCAGGAAGGAUCAGGUCAAAUCAGAUCAAAUCCUCCUCUCUUCCACUUCUAAAUCAAACAGAGUACAUCUUCCUUCUGAUUUGAACUAAAAGCCUAUCAAUCCUUCUCUUUUCCCUUAACUUUUGAUUUUGAUUUUUUUUUUAGUACUUAUUGUUUUGAUUUAUUAAGAUGGGAAGAGGAAAGUUUAAGGGAAAGCCUACCGGUCAGCGUCACUUUUCUACCCCCGAGCAGAUGCUUGCUGGCACCUCAACCCGUCCUCGCACGUUUAAGCGGGAGGAAGCUGAGUAUGAAGAGGAAAAGAGGGAAGAGGAAUCUGAGGAGGAAUCCGAAGAAGAUGAUCCUGAUCAAAAGCGGAAAGGAACUCAAGGUAUUAUUGAGAUUGAAAAUCCUAAUUUGGUGAAAGCGAAGAACUUGAAAGCUAGAGAUGUUGAUACUGGGAAAACAACAGAGCUUUCAAGGCGUGAAAGGGAGGAGUUAGAGAAACAAAGGGCUCAUGAGCGAUACAUGAGGCUGCAAGAACAAGGGAAAACAGAACAAGCUAGGAAAGACUUGGAACGAUUGAGUCUCAUCCGCCAGCAAAGGGAAGAAGCUGCGAAAAAGCGAGAAGAAGAAAAGGCUGCCAAGGAGCAGAAGAAAGCAGAAUCUCGGAAAUGACCAUAGGAGGAAAGUAUCAACAAUUAGUGCCCUCCAUAAUAUGCUAGAAAGAACUUGCUAGUCGGCCUAUAAUAUUCCUAUCUUGGUGGACAAUGUUAUUGGUUUUGAAAAGCAAAUAGAUUAUUUCAUGCUUUUUAGAAAGUUGAACUUUAAUUUGUAUACAGAAUAUUUUGAUUGUAUUGUAUUUGAACAUCCAGCAGUAGCAUUUGAUGCUAUUCUGAAUUCCAAUUCUCAAACCUAUUUGUUCGCAGCUUA